Messenger RNA from Hyaloscypha bicolor E, 858 nucleotides. RefSeq lists its product as uncharacterized. NCBI's taxonomy places the organism in Eukaryota, Fungi, Ascomycota, Leotiomycetes, Helotiales, Hyaloscyphaceae. Bases 1 to 819 code for a protein of 272 amino acids. The transcript is spliced from 3 exons. The record is from RefSeq and is a predicted model, not a curated record.
AUGCUUUCAGCGUUAGAACCCGUCCUUCCCAGAGCCACAUUCCUUGAUUCUUCCAUUGUCGUACUGGCUCCUCAACUCCCGAGGGAUUACAUUUACAUUUACACGUGUCCCGGCGAUGCUAAGGGACUUUCCGGCAGCGACAGCCAACAGCCACAGCUUUCCGCCACUUCCAUUCCAUCCAGCAAUUACAGCGUCGGAUUCAGUCUCUCGUCGUCAUACGGAGCCGCCGCAGUCAUUAUCGAUGAUGCUCACGGCGAUAAGCAGACUUCUACCUGGCAGGUUUAUGGAGAUUUGGCUUAUCGGAAAGUCAUGGCAAGACUAUCUUUAGAGUCGUUGCGACAUCUUGCAUAUCUGCAAGAAUCAGGAUUCACACAGAUAACACCAAAGAAAGCGUAUAGGCCCAAUGGCCGGGGAAACUGGCUGCGCAUACGGAGAUACGGAUUCGGCUGGAGUAAGCAUUGGCAAAAUGACACACAGUGUGAGACCAAGAUUAUCAAGCUCCUAGCGAGAACUGUCCUUGCGGUGCAUUAUAGUAGAACAGCACUUACGUCGACCCUGUCUGAUAUCCAGGAGUCUGUUGGUUCAUGGGGAGGUUAUGGGCGACGCGUGGAUAAUAUCACUCUGGGCAGUGAUGCAAAAAAAAAACAAGGUGUAAAAGAGAAGACAACUAUUGGACUGGCGUUAAAGAAGCGAUAUUGCAGAAGAGUAGAGACUCCAGCAAUGGAGAAACCGAUGGUCAUUAUUUUGACUGGUGAUAUGUUUUCGGAUGCCGAUUUUAAGAGUAUAUUGGAGGAUGCGAUAGGCGAUUACUUGGGGUGAGCUCCACCUAAUUAUUCGGGUGAUGCAAUGGCCGUUGCA